CUUCAGUCUUUGUGCCGCCGCCAUCUUGAUCAGAAUCCGGAUCAUCAUCAUCUGAUCACACUGAUUUCCACUGAACACACACGAGUACAGAGCGGCGAUGGCCACUGCACCCUACAACUACUCCUACAUCUUCAAAUACAUCAUCAUCGGUGAUAUGGGUGUAGGGAAGUCCUGUUUGCUUCAUCAGUUCACAGAAAAGAAGUUCAUGGCAGACUGCCCACACACGAUCGGCGUGGAGUUUGGCACUAGAAUAAUCGAGGUGAGCGGACAGAAGAUCAAGCUGCAGAUCUGGGACACGGCGGGACAGGAGCGAUUCAGAGCGGUCACACGCAGCUACUACAGAGGAGCUGCAGGAGCGCUGAUGGUGUAUGACAUCACCAGGAGAAGCACAUACAAUCACCUGAGCAGCUGGCUGACUGACGCCAGGAACCUCACCAACCCCAAUACUGUGAUCAUACUGAUAGGAAACAAAGCAGAUCUUGAAGCGCAGCGAGACGUGACGUAUGAAGAAGCAAAACAGUUUGCUGAAGAGAACGGUCUGUUGUUUCUGGAGGCCAGCGCAAAAACAGGUGAGAACGUAGAGGACGCAUUUCUGGAAGCAGCAAAGAAGAUCUAUCAGAACAUACAGGACGGCAGUCUGGAUCUGAACGCGGCUGAAUCGGGCGUGCAGCACAAACCAUCAGCGCCGCAGGGCGGGCGGCUCACCAGUGAACCACAGCCACAGAGAGAGGGGUGUGGCUGUUAAUGACCAACAUCCUCCACCUGCCCACAAAACCAUCCAGCCUCCUCUACAGAACCUUCAUCACUCUCAAUCGGCCGCUGUCGCCCGUCUCCGAGGCCACUUGGGUGUGGGCCACAGAUGAGAGGGGUCACGGGUCGGGCAGGGAUCGUCCCCUUCAUCUGUCCAUGUUCAUUUUCUCACUCUCUUGGUAAUUUUCUUAAUUUCCCAUCAUCGUUAACCACCACUCAUGAACUCAUCACACGACACGAAUCUGUGAGACUGCUGACAACCACGCAGGUUAUUUUUUAUUGGUUCAUUUUAUAUCUCAAUAAUGUAACAUUUGUUCUUCUGUAACACUGAGAAAUGAGACUUGUACAGGAAGUAGCGAAAAGUGGCUGACUAUAAUCAGAAAUUAUAUUGCUGCUGCUGCAUGAGUUUGAUAGUGGCCGCUUGAUGCGAUUGUGUAUUCAUCACACAUUUUAUAAUCAUUUUGAGACUAAUUUCAUUCCAUAGUAGUGCGAUCAGCCGUGCUGCAGUGACAGGACUCAGGAGAAUCAGUCUGCCUGUGUCAUGACUGGUGGCCACCAGACUGAAGCUCAGAGAACAUUUAGAGGCCUUCAGGGCUCAAAAUGUGUUUAUGAAAUCUGUGCCGAUUCCAGUGAUUUAGAUCCCAGAUUAACAUAGCAGCAUUUUCUUGUUGGGGUGAAGAUGCAAACACAGGUGUAUGUAAAGUUGGUUUGUGUUGGACACGUUUCUGAAUCAAAGACACUUUAAGAAAAGAUGUUUCCUGCUUUUUGUAAAUGAUACAUUUGACUCAUGUUUCUUCUUAUGCUUUGAUCAAAUCAAUAGAAGUUUGUUUGUCCUUACCAUUAUUUUAUUUUAUUGCUGCCUUAUGAUUCAAAUUAAUAUUAUUACUAUCACAGUUUAAUAUGUUACUGUGCUAGCUCAACAUACAUUUUUACUUGAAUGGUUUUACAACACUGAUACUUUUAUUAUUUAGAUCAUGUGACAGAAACAGCUCCAGUUGUAUAGGCUGUACUUUCUCCAAAACGGUGCGUGUUUGGGAGACCCUAAUUCAGUUUAUGUACCACAUGACAUCAAAUCUAAUUCAGCUGCUGUAUAUAGGGCUAUAUCUGUUGAUGAUGCUGUAACCGCACUGAUUCUUCACUCAGACAGAUGAUGUGAUAUUCUGUGAGAUACUGGCCACUCUUGUUUGGGAAAAGCUGUAACACGUUUCCGAGUAUCAUUAUUACAGUAUGUACAUCACAAACUCUCUGAGGUGCACAUUUCCUCAGCUAAAGAGACAUCUGGCAUAUGUUAAAAUUCUUCCACAGAGUGUUUUAUCAUCUUAUGAUCAUAUGAGGAUCUUGGAAGAUAAGCCUCUCAGCAUCUCUUUACUAUCUGAAUGACCUGUUCUCACUGAUCACAUGAGUAAAAACAGUACAUAUGUAUAAAUUUUGAAGGAAUUGUACUAACAUUUAAAGUCUGUUCUUGUGUGUAUAUGAUUUAAAAAUAUUGACAUUUUGAUUUUAAUUAUGACAAUAAAAAUGCUCUAGACAGAAAACAG
Molecule: messenger RNA, 2288 nt
Organism: Myxocyprinus asiaticus (Chinese sucker)
Lineage: Eukaryota; Metazoa; Chordata; Actinopteri; Cypriniformes; Catostomidae
Product: ras-related protein Rab-14
Exons: 8
Coding region: 98-745 (215 amino acids)
Biological process (GO): endocytic recycling; phagosome maturation; Golgi to endosome transport
Cellular component (GO): Golgi apparatus; trans-Golgi network; recycling endosome
Molecular function (GO): GTPase activity; GTP binding
Source: RefSeq, a predicted model, not a curated record